AUGGCGAAAAGUUUGUAUGUAAUGUUUGUUCUUGCAGUGGUGGUGGCGCAUGCGACGGCGCGUAACAUUCCCGAUGCUACGAAGCCUAGCGCCGCCGUGAAUCCUGGCGGCACGCAGGAUCUGACGGUGAACCCGAAAACCGUAGAGCCUGCCAUGGCGCCCGGCGCAGUUGAUGACAAGAAGAACCUUAUAGUUGGCGGCAUUGGAGGCUGGGCUGGGGUCGGCUACGUGCUUCCGGCCAUUGGCGGCGUGGCCGGAGGAGUUGGCGGUGCAAGCGGCCUGGGUGGUGCCGGCGGGCUCGGCGGCGCUGGAGGCGGGAUUGGUGGCGCAAGUGGACUUGGAGGAGGGAUUGGCGGCGCGAGUGGACUCGGUGGGCUCGGUGGCGCGAGUGGACUCGGCGGGCUUGGUGGCGCGAGUGGACUCGGCGGACUCGGUGGCGCUAGUGGUCUCGGAGGGCUUGGUGGAUUUGGUGGCGCGAGUGGGAUCGGUGGAGGAAUCGGCGGUGGGAUUGGCAAAAUUAUUCCAUAG
This is a messenger RNA of Ipomoea nil (Japanese morning glory), 528 nucleotides long. Its product is annotated as glycine-rich protein 23. The transcript has a single exon. NCBI's taxonomy places the organism in Eukaryota, Viridiplantae, Streptophyta, Magnoliopsida, Solanales, Convolvulaceae. The record is from RefSeq and is a predicted model, not a curated record. The coding region runs from base 1 to 528 and encodes 175 amino acids.